Molecule: messenger RNA, 698 nt
Organism: Phanerochaete carnosa HHB-10118-sp
Lineage: Eukaryota; Fungi; Basidiomycota; Agaricomycetes; Polyporales; Phanerochaetaceae
Exons: 3
Coding region: 169-396 (75 amino acids)
Source: RefSeq, a predicted model, not a curated record
GCAAGUUGCUGCAAGGAGUGAGGAACGUUUGAAGGUCUUCGACGUGAGAAAAGAUCGUUAAGACAUCCGGCUGUCCGCAAUCUCCGUUUUCGGCCAGGAUCCCUUGUCUCCCCGAUCACCUGCCGGUAUCGUCUCUGCCUCAGUCACCGCCUUCACCCUUCUCUGCAAAUGAAUUAUAUAUUUGCGUAUGGAGAACGGCGUCGGCACUACUCACAGCGAAAUGCCAGUCAAGGAUGCACGCGCCGAGGUCUUUCCGCCUGCCAGUGGGCCGGUAUAGAAGCACAUGUGGCGGAGGACGACGAGGAGAAGAUGAAGCAAUCAUCUGACGAUAUCAGCACUCUACUCGUUCUCGCCGGUCUGUUCUCUGCUAGUAUUUUGACCGCCUUCGUCGUCUAGACAUACCGAAUACUACAACCAUCCAGCACCGAUGUGACAAAUCAGCUCCUCGCCGCGAACAACCGAAUGCUUGUCCGGGGCUUCUCUGCAGCCCUGACCCAAACCCCCUUCUCGCCUCCACCUAUGCUGGCUCUCGACGAUCCGACGCCGUUCCUCAACCGUAGCGCCGGGCGCCACCAGGCUCACACCACCACCCUGAUAAGGCAACCAGUGUUCGACAUAAGGGCGGCGGGCGGUUUGCAACCAAUAGAAUCUGCUUUCCUAUUCGCACCUACGUUUAAGCUACGGGACGAUCACAAUCU